This is a messenger RNA of Syzygium oleosum, 1091 nucleotides long. Its product is annotated as NDR1/HIN1-like protein 6. Lineage: Eukaryota; Viridiplantae; Streptophyta; Magnoliopsida; Myrtales; Myrtaceae. The coding region runs from base 147 to 917 and encodes 256 amino acids. Gene Ontology annotation, cellular component: plasma membrane. The transcript has a single exon. The record is from RefSeq and is a predicted model, not a curated record.
AUAGAGAGAAAAACAUAUAAAGAGACCCGUCUCUCUACUCUACCCUAUUGCAUUUCUAUCGCACCCCUUCUCCUUUCUGGUCCAUUCGCAUCGCAGCUUCUUGAUCUUUUGCUUCCUGAGCUCUCUCUCUCUCUCUCUCACCACCAAUGGCGGAUCACCAGCGCGUCCACCCUGCCGGCGACCCCGAGGCCCCGCAGCCCCAGACCGCUCCCCUCGUGCCCCGCAACUCCUCCAAGUCCGACAACGGCGACCCCGCCCCGCAGGGUAAUGUGUACUACCCGCCGAUGCACCGGACCCUCCCCGUGGCCCACUCCAAGCCCCCGAAGCGUGGCCGGAGCUGCCUCUGCAAGUGCUUCUGCUGGACCUUCUCCUUCAUCGCCCUCCUCAUCGUCGCCAUCGCCAUCACCGCCGGGAUCCUCUACCUCGCCUUCCGGCCGAAGCUGCCCAAGUUCUCCAUCGACGCCCUCCAGAUCACGCAGUUCAACCUUGGCAACGACAGCAGCCUCAACGCGACCUUCGACGUGACCAUCAUGGCACAGAACCCGAACAAGAAGAUCGGCAUAUACUACGAGGGCGGGAGCCGGAUCACUGUGCUGUACUCCGGGGACCAGCUAUGCCAGGGCGCGCUGCCCAAGUUCUACCAGGGCCACCGGAACACGACGGUGCUGGUGGUGCCACUGUCCGGGCAGACGCAGAACGGGACGGAGCUGCUGUCCCAGCUGCAGGCGCAGCAGCAGGCGACGGGGUCGAUCCCGCUGAACCUGAGGGUGAGGCAGCCGGUGAGGGUGAAGCUCGGGAAGCUGAAGCUGUUCAAGGUCAAGUUUUUGGUCCGGUGUCUGUUGGAGGUGGACAGCUUGUCCGCGGACAAUAGUAUUCAGAUCAAGAGCAGUAGCUGCAAGUUCAGGCUUCGGCUAUAAAUCUUUUCGCCUCCACUUUUUCCAUUCUUUUUCUUGAUUAUUUUCUCUGUCUUCAAUAAGGGGGGUCGGUAUUUUCCGAUUGCUCCCCCGGAUGGUAUAGGUACAUAGCCGUAUACACACACAGACCGAUUGAUUAUACAGUAUUUAUACAUGUAGGACCGGCCAUUCGUACUA